AGCGAAGAGGCAAGCAGAAAUGCUCACUAUCCUUCACGGCGCGGUCUUCUCCAAGCUCCUUCAGGGCCUUAACGGCUUCGAUGGCGACACCUGGGUCUGGUCUGGUCACGAUGGUGACUGGAUCUACCAGGGAGGUCCUGACACCUCGGCCGAGCGCCAUGAAGUUUACUUCAACCAGUAAGUUCAUGAAGCCCAUCCUGUCGUUGCCUCUGCUGUGCGUACUUGAUGGAUACCGGGGUUGAAAAAAUGAUAAUUGUCUAUUUGCUAUUGUCUUGAUAUGUUUCAUUAGCCGUAGAUAGCUGAAAGUCAAAUGAGAAUCUUUGAAGGAUGUCAGAGCGUGCCUGCGAGCAAGUUCUAUGUACUCAAAACGUUGGGCUGUUGUCCCAGCCUGAAUGCAAGCAAUCGGGUGUUGGACCAUGACCUUUUGGGAUCCAUAUUGUUCAGUUUGGUCUCUGUGUCGUGGAACAUGAGCACUUUACCUUGAUUUGUUGUUACGAAUGACUUUCG
This is a messenger RNA of Guillardia theta CCMP2712, 507 nucleotides long. RefSeq lists its product as hypothetical. The transcript has a single exon. Lineage: Eukaryota; Cryptophyceae; Pyrenomonadales; Geminigeraceae. The coding region runs from base 20 to 181 and encodes 53 amino acids. The record is from RefSeq and is a predicted model, not a curated record.